GGAAGAUGGGGGGCAGUUUAUUUACCAGCAAAGAGGCUGUGUAAGUUAAGAGGGAAGCCGCUUCGUGUGUCUCCCUCUUCACUUUCACCGACCCCCUCCUACUCCGCUGGCAGAAAUUUAUAAAGAACAAAAAAUCCGACGAGGGAGGGGGGUUGAUAUACGCCGAGGCUGAAAUCGAGAGGCGAACCCAGGGAAAGAGGAGUAAUUUGCACACGGGACUUUCCCCCUCUUAGUCCCCCAAAAGGAGGGGGGAAAGUCGCAAUAUUGGAGACGAAAAGGACCGAGCUUCUAAGGGCGUGAAAACGUCCGCAAUUGUGGAUACUUUAUAUAUUUUUAUUUCGACAAAAAUAUGGCCGAGAACGUUCUGGACUCUGGCCCGCCUUCAGCCAAGAGGCCUAAACUCUCGUCUCCGGCACUUUCCGCCUCCGCCAGCGAUGGAAACGAUUUCGGCUCACUGUUUGACUUGGAGCAUGAUCUUCCUGACGAGCUUAUCAGCUCUAAUGAAUCAGGCCUGGUUAAUGGUGGGGACCUCAGCCAGUUGCACAAUACUCUGGGAGGAGGACCUGCUGGGCUGGGUCCUGGUGGAGGAAUGGGACUGGGACUUGGCGGAGGCCAGGAUGCGGUGGCCAAGCACAAACAACUGUCAGAGCUUUUGCGUUCAGGGGCGCCCACCUCGACCCAACAAGGGCACCAAGGAGUCAUGGGCGGCCCAGGAGGCCCCAGCGCCAUGGGGCAACACUUGGCAAACAUGAAGGCAUCGCCUGGCCAGGGUCCUCCGCAGAUGAUGGGCCAGGGGCAGCAGCAGCACCUCUCUCCUCAGCAGCAGGCCAACAUGAUGCAGCAGCAACAGAACGCUGCAGCUGGAAUGAUGGGUGGCAUGAACAGGGCCAUGAUGGGAGCGCAGCAGAAAGGCAAUAAUGGACAGCAGCAGCCAGGCAUGCUCGGGAGCCAGGUGAUGAACGGCUCCCCCAGGAUGAGCUUUGGGAAUCAGGGGAUGGGUGGCAACAGCAACCUGUUGGCGGAGACCCUUCAGCAGCAGGGAGCUGGGGGCCAGGCCGGGAUGAGAGGCCAGCAACCGGGAGCAAUGAACAAGAUGGGGAUGAUGGGGAACCCAGGAGGCCCGUUUGGUGGUCCAUAUGCAGGGCAGGGGAAUCAAGGUCUGGGAGGCGCAGGGCUGGGCCCUCAGCUCCAGAACAAAGGUCCUCUGGGCAACAGCCUGGCCAAGUUCAACGUGGACAAGAAGAACCAGCCCAUGCAAGGAAUGGCCGCCAUGGGCUCCCAGCAAUCACAGACAGGUGUGGGCGGCCCCUCCAGCGCACCUGUGGGUGGAGCCCCGGGGAUGCUGCCCAACGCCCAGGCGGGUCUGGUCGGUCCCGGCGCCCAGGUUUCGACAGCGUCCGCCGCCGCCGGGGCCCCGCCCACGGCCCCGCCCACGGCCCCGCCCACGGCGUCGCCCACGGCGCCGCCCACGGCCGACCCCGAGAAGCGCAAGCUGAUCCAGCAGCAGCUGGUCCUCCUGCUCCACGCACACAAGUGCCAGCGGCGGGAGCAGGCCAACGGGGAGGUCCGGCAGUGCAAUCUGCCCCACUGCCGCACGAUGAAGAACGUCCUCAACCACAUGACCCACUGCCAGGCUGGCAAGUCCUGUCAGGUUCCUCAUUGUGCAUCAUCGAGGCAGAUCAUCUCCCAUUGGAAGAACUGCACGCGGCACGAUUGUCCCGUCUGCCUGCCGCUGAAGAACGCUGGAGACAAGAGGAACCCGCAGUCUCUACUCGGUGCUGCCGCUGCAGGUCUGGGCAGCUCUCUCGGGGCAGUACCCGGUGGCCCGCCAAGUACUCCCAACCUCAACCCGCCGAGCCAGAUCGACCCCAGCUCCAUAGAGCGAGCCUACGCGGCCCUGGGCCUCACCUACCAGGGCAACCAGAUCCAGGCUCCCAGCGCCCAGCCCAAUAUGUCCAACCAAGGUUUGCAAGGCCCGGCUGGCAUGAGGCCUCUGAACCCAAUGGGUGCGAAUCCUAUGGGAGUCAAUGGAGGUCUGGGGGCGUCCCCUCAGAGCCAGCAAGCCAGCCUGCUGCAGGACACCAUGAUGCACCUCAACGUGAACAGCCAAGGUCUAUUGAAUGAUGCCAGUGGGGUCGGGUCCAUGCCCACAGCCGGCCCUCCCUCUUCCUCCGGCAUGAGAAAAAGCUGGCACGAGGACAUCACGCAGGACCUCCGGAACCACCUGGUUCACAAACUUGUUCAGGCCAUCUUUCCGACACCGGAUCCCGCCGCUCUCAAGGACCGCCGAAUGGAGAACCUGGUGGCCUACGCCAGAAAGGUGGAGGGCGACAUGUACGAGUCGGCCAACAGUCGAGCUGAGUACUACCACCUGCUCGCGGAGAAGAUCUAUAAGAUUCAGAAGGAGUUGGAGGAGAAGAGGAGGACCCGGCUCCAGAAGCAGGGUCUGGGCCUCGGUCCUGCUGGCAUGGGCCAGCCCCCCACCGGACUGCCUCCAAACGGUCCCCUCCCUGACCUGUCAAUGGUGCGACCCGCUGGACCAAAUCAGAUGGUCAACAGGAUGCAGGGCCCAGGUAUGAAUCAGUUCAAUCAGAUGGGGAUGCAGUCGAUGGGCCAGAGGUCCACGCCUCCUCUCCCCAUUGGAGCCUCUGGGAACCAGAUGGCAAUGGUCGCUCCCAGGAUGGGGCAGCCGAACGUCAACCAGUUGCAGAACCAGUAUCUGUCCCAGGGACAGUUUCCUGGCUCGGGGCCAGGAGUCGGGACCCCUCAGCCUGGGAUGGCCCAACCUGGAGCGCAGGCGGGCAUGGCACAGACGCAGAUGGGCACUCCUCCCUCUCUUCCAGUUGCGAGUCCUCUAGCACAGCCGGGUUCUGCCGGUGGGCCCAGCGGCGUCUCCUCGGUGGGGCCCAUGGGUCCUCAGAGCGUGGGGAGCGGAGGUCCCAACUCGGCCGUCGGAGCCCCCGCCUCCUCGAUGACUCCGCCCAACUCGAGCCAGCUACCCAACUCCAUCCCCCACAUGCGUGGCUCGCCCUCCCCCGCUCACAGUCGAUCGCCCACUCCUCACCAAACCCCCCCCAGACUCGCCGGGUCCAAGACCCCGCAGCCGCACACCCCUAAUGCAUCGCAGCUGGGUCCACCUUCAGCCUCCCAGCAGAACCAGCUUGGCCAGGGCCCCGGCUCCAACAAGCCCCUCCAGCAGCAGCACAUGGGGUCCUCUGGUUCGACCACUCCAUCUCACCCCGGGUUGGCUUCCGGUUCCACGCCGCAUGGCGCUCAGCUGCCACGCACGCCGUUGUCCCAAAAGGGUUCGUUUCCAACCGACAGUCAGGCCCAUACUCCAGCCUCUGUGAGCAGCCUGGACACUUCCUCCCAGCAGCCGCAGUCCAACGCUUCAACCACCAACCUCGACCCCAAGACGGAGGUCAAGCAGCAGGACGAGGAGGACGAGAGCGACACCGGCAGCUGCUCCAAGGGGGGGAAGCUCAUCAACCUCAAAACGGAGGAGAAGCCGGUGAAACUCGAGGUCAAAAAGGAAGAGUGCUCCGGAGAGGGAGGCAAAGGUGUUCCCAUGGAUACAUCGACGACGAUGCCGUCGACGGCGAUGGCGAGCAUCAAGAUGGAAGACAGGAAACCGGAGGUGAAGAAGGAGGUGAAGGAGGAAGACGAUUCGUCUGACUCUGCUUCCUCGCAGGCCCCGGUGAAGAAGAAGAUCUUCAAGCCAGAGGAGCUCCGUCAGGCCUUGAUGCCCACACUCGAGUCUCUCUACAGACAAGAUCCAGAGUCUCUGCCCUUCAGGAUGCCCGUGGACCCUCAACUGCUGUGCAUACCGGACUACUUUGAUAUCGUGAAGAACCCCAUGGACCUGUCGACAAUCAAACGAAAGCUGGACACAGGUCAGUACCAGGAGCCCUGGCAGUACGUGGACGACAUCUGGCUGAUGUUCAACAACGCCUGGCUGUACAACCGCAAAACAUCCAGGGUCUACAAGUACUGCGCCAAGCUGGCGGAGGUUUUCGAGCAGGAGAUCGACCCCGUCAUGCAGAGCCUCGGCUACUGCUGCGGGAGGAAGCUGGAGUUCUCUCCUCAGACGCUGUGCUGCUACGGGAAGCAGCUGUGCACUAUCCCCCGAGACGCCGCUUACUUCAGCUACCAGAACAGGUACCACUUCUGCGAGAAGUGUUUCAACGAGAUCCAGGGAGAGACGGUUUCCUUGGGCGACGACCCCACCCAGCAGCAGACAUCGAUAAACAAGGAACAAUUUGAGAAGAAGAAGAAUGACUCACUGGACCCUGAAUUGCUCGUUGAAUGUACUGACUGCGGCCGCCACAUGCAUCAGAUCUGCGUCCUCCAUCAUGAAACCAUCUGGCCGUCGGGUUUUGUAUGCGACGGCUGCUUGAAGAAGACGAACAAGACCCGGAAGGAGAACAAGUACUCUGCCAAACGGUUACCCCAGACGAAGUUGGGCAGUUACUUGGAGAUGAGAGUGAACGACUUCCUGAAGCGCCAGAGCCACAUGGGCGCCGGAGAGGUCUCCAUCCGCGUCGUCCACGUCUCCGACAAAGUGGCGGAGGUCAUGAAGUCCAGAUUUGUGGACAGUGGAGAGAUGUCCGAGUCUUUUCCGUACAGGACGAAAGCCCUGUUUGCAUUCGAGGACAUCGACGGAGCGGACGUCUGCUUCUUCGGGAUGCACGUCCAGGAGUACGGGUCGGACUGCCCGCAGCCCAACCAGAGGCGAGUAUACAUCUCCUACCUGGACAGCGUCCACUUCUUCCGGCCUCGCGGCAUGAGAACGGCCGUCUACCACGAAGUCCUCAUUGGCUACUUGGAGUAUGUCAGGAAGUUGGGCUACACCACUGGGCACAUCUGGGCCUGCCCGCCCAGUGAAGGGGACGACUACAUCUUCCACUGUCACCCUGCGGAUCAGAAGAUCCCCAAACCCAAACGCCUCCAGGAGUGGUACAAGAGGAUGCUCGACAAAGCCGUGGCGGAGCGCAUAGUGCACGAUUACAAGGACGUCUUCAAGCAGGCGACAGAGGAUCGUCUGACCAGCGCCAACGAGCUGCCGUACUUUGAGGGAGACUUCUGGCCCAAUGUGUUGGAGGAGAGCAUCAAAGAGCUGGAGCAGGAGGAGGAGGAGAGGAAGAGGGAGGAGAACAGCACGUCCAACGAGAGCAUUGAUGACACAAAAGGCGACAGUAAAAAUGCAAAGAAGAAGAACAACAAGAAAACGAGUAAGAACAAGAGCAGCCUGAGCCGAGCCAAUAAGAAGAAGCCGGGGAUGCCCAAUGUGUCCAAUGACCUUUCGCAGAAACUCUAUGCCACUAUGGAAAAACACAAAGAGGUGUUCUUCGUGAUCCGGCUGAUCGCGGCGCCCAUGGCGAACGCGUUGCCCCCCAUCUCGGACCCGGAUCCCCUGAUGGCGUGCGACCUCAUGGACGGCCGCGACGCCUUCCUGACGCUGGCCCGGGACAAGCACCUGGAGUUCAGCUCCCUGCGGAGGUCCAUGUGGAGCUCCAUGUGCAUGCUGGUGGAGCUGCACAACCAAAGCCAGGACCGCUUCGUCUACACCUGCAACGAGUGCAAGCACCACGUGGAGACUCGUUUCCACUGUACCGUCUGCGAGGACUACGACCUCUGCAUCACGUGCUACAACACGAAGGGUCACGUGCACAAGAUGGAGAAGCUCGGCCUCGGUUUGGACGACGAGAGCAGCAACCAGGCCGCCGCCACCACCCAGAGCCCGGGAGACUCUCGCCGCCUCAGCAUCCAGCGCUGCAUCCAGUCGCUCGUCCACGCCUGCCAGUGUCGGAACGCCAACUGCUCCCUGCCGUCCUGCCAGAAGAUGAAGCGCGUCGUCCAGCACACGAAGAGCUGCAAGAGGAAAACCAACGGCGGCUGCCCCAUCUGCAAGCAGCUCAUCGCCCUGUGCUGCUACCACGCCAAGCACUGUCAGGAGAACAAGUGCCCGGUGCCCUUCUGCCUCAACAUCAAGCACAAGCUGCGCCAGCAGCAGCUGCAGCACCGGCUGCAGCAGGCCCAGAUGCUCCGGAGGAGGAUGGCCAGCAUGCAGCGAGUGGGCCAAGCGGCUCCCGGCGGCGCUUCCGGGGGCAACGGCCUGCCUUCCCCGGGAGCCAACAAUGGAGGAACUGCUCCCGGCACCCCGACGUCCAUCGGCACGCAGCCUCCGACUCCACAGACGCCCACCCAGGUGCACAUGCCGAUCCUUCCCCCGCAGCAAGGAGUUGGGAUGGGAACACCGGAGCAGCAGCAGCAGCAAGGUGGUACCAUGCCUCAACACCACAUGCAUCAGUUUCAGACGGUGGGUGGAGCGGGUGGAGGGAGCAUGAUGACCUCUCCUCAGCAGCAAAUGGCGCCUCAGCUGCAGCAGCAAGAACCUCCCAACCUCCAGCAGCAGCAGCAGCAGCCUGGGAGUUUGCCUCCGUACAACCCCAGACUGCCCGGGGCCUCCCCUCUCCAUCAGUCCAUGGGCAAACCGGGUCUGGGUCCAGCCACCCCACCGCAGCAGCAGCCAAACCAGGGCCCCGGGUCCAUGCCUGUUCAAGACCAGCAGCAAGGGCCCCCCCUGGCCGCUGUGGAGACGGCCCUAAAGAUCCAGCGCCUGGCAGAGACCCAGAGGCAGAUGGCUCAGGUCCAGGCUCAAGCCCAGAUACGUGGCUUGGGACAAGGCGGCAUGAUACCCCCGCAUCCCCAUCACCAGAACCCCCAGGCCCAGAUGGGCAUGCCCCACAUUGGGGCCCAGGGCUUACCCCCCCAGGCUCAGGGAGUUGUUGGCAGGACUAUGUCAGACGCCCAGCAACAGGGAAUGCAGCCAGGGGGGCCGCAGUCGCAGCUGCCGCCUCAAGUCCAGCAGCAGCUCCAGCAGGGCGGCGUUGGGCAGCUUCAGCAGGCGAACCAGCAGUGGGGCGCCGGCGGUCCGGCCAUGAACCCGCAACAACGGCCCGGCAUGAUGGGCCACAUGGCACCGCAGCCGGGCGCCGUCCAGCAGCAGCAGAUGAAUCAGCAGCCGCAGCCGGGGAGCCGCGGGCUGAUGCAGGUGAUGGGUGUGGCGGGCGGGGCGGCGGCGGGGGCCCCGAACUCCAUAGCGGCCGCGUCAGGAAGUCUCCCCCAGGCGGCGCUGCAGGACCUCCUGAGGACGCUGCGCUCCCCGAGCUCGCCCCUCCAGCAGCAGCAGGUCCUCAACAUCCUCCGGUCCAACCCGACCCUCAUGGCCGCCUUCAUCAGACAGAGAGCAGCCAGGUAUCAAGGGGGUCAGGGCGGCCCGGGGGGAGGAGCAGGGGGGGGGCCGCCCCAGGGGGGCCCCGGAGGCGUGAGGUUCCAAGGGGCCGCCGGCGUGCUGCCCGGUGUCGGCGGGCCCGGGCCGAACCAACUGGCGGCCAUGGACGGGCAGCAGCAGGUUAAUGUGAGCCAGCCGGGGAUGAGCAUGGCUCAGGGGGGGGCAGGGGGGGGCAACAUGCCCACCAUGGUUCAGCUUCAACAGCAACAACAACAACAACAACGGCCGAUGUUGCCUGGCAAUCUACAACAACAGCAAAUGGCUGCAUUGCAGCAGCAACAACAGCAACAGGGAGCAUUGCAAGCAGGACAACAAGGCAACCUUUCCAAUAUGACUCCGCAGUUCAGAGAGCUGUUCAUGAGAAGACACCUGCAGCAGCAACAGCAACGACAACAACAACAACAACAGAUGGGAAACCACGGGCCGUUCCAGCCACCUCAAGGCCUCCAGCAGCAGCAGCAAGGUUUCAUCCAGCCGGGCCAGCCAGGCAUCGCCCCCUCUUCACAACCCCAACCUGGGGGUGGAGGUGGAGGGGGGGGUCCCCAGCAGCAGCAGGGAGGACCCCAGGGUGGGCCGGGGCCGCUGGUCCAGCAGCAAGGCUACUCCAACUCCAUGUCGCCGGGGGCUGCAGCGCUCCAUCAGCGGCUGCAGCAGCAGCAGCAUCUGGGUGGGGGCUCUCCGGCCCAGCACAGCAGCCCCAUGAGCCCCCAGCAGCAGAUGGUGCAGUCCCCCCACCCCCACCUCCAGGGCCAAGGAGGACUCGGUCCAGCCGGGUCGCUCAGCAGCCAGGUCCGGUCGCCGCAGCCGUCGCCGCGGCCGCAGUCGCAGCCGCCGCAGUCGCAGCCGCCGCACUCCAGCCCGUCGCCGCGCAUGCAGCCCUCGCAGCCGCAGCCCUCGCCGCACCGGAUCUCGCCGCAGACCCAGACUGGCUCGCCCCACCCGGCCCACCCGGGUCACCUCGGUCAACACCCCCCGAGUAUGGCGCUGCCUCCGCAGCAGCAGCAGCCGGGCGGUUCUGGAGACGCCGGUCAGUUCAGCUCGGACCAGAACUCCAUCAUGUCCCAGCUGAUCGGGUUGGCGGGGAUGCACGGUGGGCAGGGGGCACAGUCGGACAUGUUGGGUGGGAACAACAACAACAACAACAACAACCAGGAGCUUGGAACGAACAUUAACCACAACAGUCUGGACCACAUGUAGCCUUGACUCCGUCUCUCUGUCUCGACGCUCUGACCCGUUUUCCCCCAAACGACAAACUGCCAAUGAAACGAGAGCGAGGCGGGACUAACUGCUUUUUUUGGGGGGGCUUUUAGAAGUUUUUAUUUUUUAUUUAAAUAUUUUUGUGAUGUAUAAAUAUGAACUGAAGCUUCCUUCCUAUGGGAGAUGCAACAUAAAUCUUAGAAGUCAAUAAAUGAAUAAAUUAAAAACAAUGGUAAGUUAUUGCUGUUAAUAUAUAUCUAUAUAUUUUUGCCAAUUGUGUACAAAAAAGGUGGAAGGGCAGUGUUUCAGGUUGAAGAUAUUUCUUCCUUGGUCUAUGACACAAUAUUUUUGGGGACUGAUAAUUUUUUGCCUUUUUAUGAAUAUUUUUAAGAUUUUAAAUGUGGCUAAAAAUUAAAAAGUUGACACGAUGUACUUUUUUAAUGUUUUUGUUUCGCCUCAAAAUGCCGUCACGUCAUAAUUGUAUCUAUAAUGCAGAGAGUAAGGAUAUUUUAUUUCGGAAUUUAUUUGUAUUUCCUGUGUUUUUCUUUCCUCUGAUCCUCAUACGAGCGUCAACAUAUCUUCUGUUGCAGGAACACUUUUCACAGCUAAUGUACAUUUUACAGCGACUGCAACAAUUCAUAUAAAUAUAAAUAGAAUUUAUUUUAUAUGAUAGGUGGGGUGGGCGGGUGCGUUAAAUGCAGUUUGAUAAUUCUUUUUUGGACCGGGUUUAUAGGUUGUUAUUAAACCUCACCAGUGUUUUUGGGGGGGGGGGACAGGACACUGACGGGUUUAGUCGGAUUUUUACAAAAACACUGCAAAAAAACAACACAAAGAAAGAAGUCCAGAACCGCAGAACAAAUCCUUUCACCCACGGGCCGCCUCUCCACCCUCCAUGUCCUAUGAAUGUGCUCGCCUUCCUUACCCCCCCCCCCCCCCACGGACAAACUGUUGACAUCCAAUCGCCUCGCUGUUAGAGGCUCAUUGUGCCCCCCCCCUCCUCCUCCUCCUUAUAGCUGGCCAAUAUUAAAAGAUUGCGUGUACAUAUUUUACAACCUUUGUUUAUUAACUGUGACAUUGAGAAGAGGUGGAUUUUAAAGUUGUGUAUUUUGGGCUGCAGAGGUUUAAGGGGACCCCCCCCCCAACGGUUUCCCCUUGAGUACUUUUCUCUUCUGCUUCUGCUCCUCAUCCUCACGCCUCAACCACAAGAUUUAAUUCAAUGUUAGUACUGUACAAAGUAAGAAAAUGGUGGACUUGGAUACUGUUUUUUUUGUAAUGAAAGUAAAAUAUAAAAAAAAACUGUACAUACUUUAAAACCUUUAUGAGCAGAUACAUUAUUUUCUGCUGCUUGUCCCCCCCCCCCCCAUCUCUUGUUUGAUUGGAUAUUUGCUGUAUCUGUAUAAAAAAUAAGAAAAGAAAAAAAACUACAAAAGUACUUCUGAGCUACUGUACAGUAUUGAGAUUCUUUUCUUAAAGGUACAGUGUCGGUCACAAGCACCAAUGCGCCUUUUCCUGUGUAUUUUUGACAAGGUUUUGGGGGGGGGGGGGGUCAAUGCAACACGUCACACACCUGAACAAUCUCAAAACUCGGACGUGAACCUGCACGAUGUUCAGGGCCCGGACGGCUCGAUUUUAGAGGUUUAAAUUUGGUCAUUUAGCUUUUUAAUGGAGGACUGAAGACAAUAUUCUCACGCUCACUAUUUUUCUCAAAAGCUUGGGCUUGGUGGGUAUUUGGGGGGGGGGGGGGGACCAGGUGGCAAUAUAUCUUGAGACUUAUUUUAUAAGAAGAAAAAAAAACAAGGAAAAACUGUCUUUUUUUAUAUAUAGAUAUAUUAUUUAAUUUUAUUUUUUUGGAAAUAAAACUUGAAGCUACAGGAAUUAUUAGAUUUUAAAAAAACAUGUUUGGUUUUGUAUUAAAGAUGUUAUGGUGAUGCAAAAAGACACUGCAGACGGUCAUUCAGUUUGCUGGGGGAGGGGAGGGGGGGCGUGGAGUAUAUUAUACCAUCCCUUUUUUCAGAAGUGUUUCAUGUCCAUGAAUAUAGUUGUAAACUUAUGAAUCACUGUACAAACUGAUGGCAACUGAACAAAUAGUUUUGUUUGAAUCAUUUCUUCUCAAGAGAGACUGGAAAUAAGACUAUUUAAAUAUUUGUUUAGUAUUCAAAUGGAAUCUUUGACCACUUUUCUUUCGUUCCUCUUUAACAGUUUUUGGUGCUUGCUGAGAGAAGGCAAAAAAUAACUAUUGCUCCAUUUUCAUUAGUUUCUUUUUUAAGUUAUUUUGGUGGUCUGAUUGUUUUGUUUUUUUGCCAAUAAAUUAAUUGUACAAUAAAGUAUGUUUGUACCAUUGGAAAAAUA
Messenger RNA from Pseudoliparis swirei, 10840 nucleotides. RefSeq names its product histone acetyltransferase p300-like. Gene Ontology annotation, molecular function: chromatin DNA binding; protein binding; histone acetyltransferase activity. NCBI's taxonomy places the organism in Eukaryota, Metazoa, Chordata, Actinopteri, Perciformes, Liparidae. Gene Ontology annotation, cellular component: histone acetyltransferase complex; nucleus; transcription regulator complex. The coding region runs from base 350 to 8491 and encodes 2713 amino acids. The transcript is spliced from 31 exons. The record is from RefSeq and is a predicted model, not a curated record. Gene Ontology annotation, biological process: positive regulation of transcription by RNA polymerase II.